Messenger RNA from Drosophila serrata, 2534 nucleotides. RefSeq lists its product as uncharacterized. NCBI's taxonomy places the organism in Eukaryota, Metazoa, Arthropoda, Insecta, Diptera, Drosophilidae. Gene Ontology annotation, molecular function: protein binding. Gene Ontology annotation, cellular component: SCF ubiquitin ligase complex. The record is from RefSeq and is a predicted model, not a curated record. Gene Ontology annotation, biological process: SCF-dependent proteasomal ubiquitin-dependent protein catabolic process.
AGUUUUGCGGGCGCUGUGAGUGGGCAGAGGGAGCUGCUAGUUGUUUGGAUUAAAAUUGCAAAUUUCGCUUUCGAGGCGCAGAGAAUGUCGUGUUCGGAGUUUAGUUCGCCCAGGUACGACGAGCUGCCGCUGGAGAUUGUUUUGAAGAUUUUCAGCUACUUGGGCUACUCGGAUCUGCAGGCGGCCGGAGGAACCUGCCAGCGAUGGCACGCGGCGCUGGACCAGACGGAGUUCAACAUGCGCACGCGCGUCUGCUUCUCCAAGGUGGUGCUGUCGGACCAACUGAGUCCUGUGGCGGAUCUGCUGCGCUGCGAACGCCGCUUCAGGCACUUUUUGUUCGAGGACGUGACGUUGGGCCAGGUGAAGGAGCUCAUGCGGUUCAUGGGCCGGACGGCGCACUCACUGGCCCUGGACAAUGUUGAUCUGAACGACAAGCAGUUCUACGGCAUGCUGGGCGUGCUGCCGCACCUUCACUCGCUGUCGCUGAAGCGCUGCCUUCCGCUGUUCAUGUCCGGGUCGUUUUUGGACACGCACAACAAUUCCUGUCCCGACCUUAACGACUUGGCCAGCAACCUGGCCGGAAUCAGGGAGUUGACACUGUGCGAGAAUCAGUAUCUCACCGACGCCAUCCUCAUGCGGCUCACCUCGUUCAUGCCCAGCCUCGAAGUGAUCAACAUGUCUGGCUGCCACAUAGCCUUCCACAACGCCAUCCAUCGCAGGUUUUAUCCCGGCAACGGCUCCUCGGAUCAUGUCUUGCCCAGUGAAUCCGUGCUGACGUUCAAGUUUAUCCUGACCAUCUUGAGUUUGCAGCGGCGGACGCUCCGCCAGCUGGACUUUAGCCACACGCUGAUAGGUCAGGCGUUGAUGGCGCUCAGCGACCUUAAUCUCCAGCUGCAGCGCCUCUACUUGGCCGGAUGCCGUCAGCUGAAUUGCACAACCAUCAGGAACUUCCUGGCCACUCAGCCUAGUUUGACUACCUUGGAUUUAUCGGCCACGAUGUGUGUGAGCGACGAGAACCUGGCAGCUCUGGUGCAAACGAAUCCGCAGCUAGAACACUUGAAGGUCAACGGAUGCCUGAGCAUUACUAAUGCAGGCGCCGUACACCUGGCCAAGUUGAAGCGUCUCAAGAGCCUAGAUAUCUCCAACUGCGACAGCAUAACCAGCAGCGGCAUCACCGAGGGCGUGGCCAGCGAGGAGAACAAGGUGCUGGAGGAGCUAAAUGUUUCGUACUUGCAAAUCUGCCAAGAGUGCAUCAAGGCCAUUGCCAGUAAUCUGCGCUGCCUGCGAUCGCUGCACCUGAAUCACUGCGUCAAUGGGGCCACCGAUGAGGCAAUUCAAUCGGUCAUAGGGCAGCUGCGUUGGCUACGCGAACUCUCCCUGGAACACUGCAGUAUGUUAACAGAUGCUGCACUCACAGGCAUAAACAUAUCCAAGCUGGAGUUUAGUCGGAAGCAGUCUGGUUCCCAGGUUUCCUCAAUGGACAACUUCUAUCCGCCGUACAGCAGCACUCUGGCCGAGCGCGACAGCUUGGCGGGAUCCUUGCAAUCCAUCAAGAUAUCACUGAGAAGCAAAGCGGAGGAUGAGAUUGUGAGAGAUGCCAGACGGAAGCAGGCUAUGCUUGCUGCCUACGAAAUGAACCUCAUACGCGAGGAUGACUUCGAGGGGCACAACAUACAGCAAUUGAGGGGCUUGAGGUCCCUUAACCUCCGAGGGUGCAACAGGAUCAGCGAUGUGUCCCUCAAGUACGGCUUGAAGCACGUGGAGCUAAAGCGCCUGUUGCUUUCUAACUGCCAACAGAUUUCGCUGCUGGGCAUGGAGGCGGUGGCCAGCAGCUGUCCCUCAAUCGAAGAGCUGGAUUUGUCCGACUGCUACAACAUCAUGGAUAAGACCAUACAGGUGGUCACCGCCAAGUUGCCGCGUCUGCGGGCCUUGCACAUAAGCGGCUGCAGUCAGCUGACUGAGCACACGCUGGACGCCAUAAUCACGAACUGCACGUGUCUGCAGACCCUGUCCAUCUACCGUUGCCGCAGCAUGUACACGGACUUGGAGGAACGACUGUCCGGCGUGAGAACGUUGCGUAACCUCAAUAUGGACAAUCUGACGAGCAUCGACAACGCCGAGUUCUUCCGCUUGAAGAAGCGCCUCGAUUACUGAUAUUUCGCCGCCAUCUUCAUUGUCCUUGUGUUGUAUUACUUUCAGUUGUACAACUUCCGCUAGUCAAUCGCCCAAUCCCAGCAGCAUCAGCGCCCGUAUAUAUAUUUAUUUUUAUCUUCAACAAUCUGCUCCCCGGUAGCAAGGUCUCUGUUGUGAGGGCUAUAGUCAAAUAUACUUGCAUAUAUGCGGCCACCAUAAAUGUAUUUGCAUGUACACUCACUUUGAAAUUAACCACGCGCACUUUUCUGUAGGAAUAGGUAAAUAAUUACAAAUCUCGAUUGUAAUUUGGUUAUCCAAAUAAUUGUCCCCAAAUAAUUGUCCGCAUUCAACUGUGAUUUUUUAUAUACAGUACGUAUUUGUCGUAUGUUAAGUAAAAGCGA